CGAAAUCAGAUCCGUCCUUCAUCAAAAACAUUUCUGAAAACCCGACGCCCUGUCGCUCCUGAUCUUAUUCCAUCCUCCUCCUCUUCCUCUCACCCAUUUCUCCCCCGACAUCCCCGUUCUUUUGAGGCUGGUGCCUCAUCGCUCGCGUUGCGAAUCGUUGCUCGGGUCGUCUGCUUUGUGCUUCCAGGUAGCUCAUACCGCCGUUGACGCAAGCCCGUGACUGCGAUUGGAUUUCCUUGUUUCUCCUGUUUCAGCUCCCGCACUCCCCCAGACAACAAAAAGGCUGCCCUUAGCCCAACCUGCAAAUCCGUCAUCCCGAACAAAUCGAUCCCUCAACCCUUGAUCAGACGGGUUUUCAUUGCGAGGCUCCGGGAGCAAAUUAUUCAAGAUGGCAUACAAUGGCCGUGGUCAGGAGUACGGUGGCCACCCCAUGCAGGAUCUUCCUGCUGGAGGCAACUACCACCUCCCCCCUCAGGAGAGCGACGAAGAAGCAGGCCGACAUCUCCUGAACUCGGGCUACGAACAAGAUCGACUUGGCGCCAGGACUCCCCCAGACCGUCCCGUCUCCGCCUACAGUCUGACUGAGUCCUACGCCCCCAACGCAGCCCAGCACCAAGGCCCUGGUUUCGGCAGUGACAACGGCGGUAACAAUGGCUCAUUUGGCCAGUUCAACACUGAGGCCCCCUACGGUCGACCUGAGUCCGCCUUCGACCCCGAUGACAGCUGGGUCCAGCGUCAGCAGCAGCCCGCCAUGGGUGCUGGUGGCGGUGGCCUCGGUCGCUCAAAAACCCGUAAGGUCAAGCUUGUCCAGGGUUCCGUUCUCAGCAUCGACUACCCGGUGCCUUCCGCCAUCAAGAACGCCAUUCAGCCUCGUUACCGCGAUGCCGAGGGUGGCAGCGAUGAGUUCGUCAAGAUGCGAUACACAGCCGCCACUUGUGAUCCCAACGACUUCACCUUGAAGAACGGUUACGAUUUGCGACCCCGUAUGUACAACCGACACACUGAGUUGCUCAUUGCCAUCACCUACUACAACGAAGACAAGGUGCUGGUUUCCCGUACCCUACACGGUGUCAUGCAGAACAUCCGUGAUAUUGUCAACCUCAAGAAGUCGACCUUCUGGAACAAGGGCGGCCCCGCUUGGCAGAAGAUUGUUGUGUGCCUGGUUUUCGAUGGUAUCGACAAGGCCGACAAGACCGUUCUUGAUGUCCUUGCCACUAUCGGUAUUUACCAGGAUGGUGUGGUCAAGAAGGAUGUCGAUGGCAAGGAGACAGUCGCUCACAUUUUCGAGUACACCAGUCAGCUUUCCGUCACUCCCAACCAGCAGCUCAUCCGACCCACCGAUGACAGCCCCCAGAACCUGCCCCCGGUUCAGUUCAUCUUCUGUUUGAAGCAGAAGAACACCAAGAAGAUCAACUCUCAUCGUUGGCUCUUUAACGCCUUCGGCCGCAUCCUGAACCCCGAGGUCUGUCUGCUCCUUGAUGCCGGUACCAAGCCCAGUCCCCGAUCUCUGUUGGCUCUCUGGGAGGGUUUCUACAACGACAAGGACCUUGGUGGUGCUUGUGGUGAGAUUCACGCCAUGUUGGGUAAGGGUGGCAAGAAGCUGCUCAACCCGCUCGUUGCUGUCCAGAACUUCGAGUACAAGAUUUCCAACAUUCUAGAUAAGCCUCUAGAGAGCUCUUUCGGCUACGUCUCUGUAUUGCCUGGUGCUUUCUCUGCCUAUCGAUUCCGAGCCAUUAUGGGUCGCCCUCUGGAGCAAUAUUUCCAUGGUGAUCACACCCUGUCAAAGCAGCUCGGAAAGAAGGGUAUCGAUGGUAUGAACAUUUUCAAGAAGAACAUGUUCUUGGCUGAGGAUCGAAUUCUGUGUUUCGAGCUUGUUGCCAAGGCUGGUCAGAAGUGGCACUUGAGUUACAUCAAAGCCGCCAAGGGUGAAACCGAUGUUCCCGAAGGUGCUGCUGAGUUCAUCAGCCAGCGUCGACGAUGGCUCAACGGUUCGUUCGCCGCCUCGCUGUACUCUCUGAUGCACUUCGGCCGAAUGUACAAGAGUGGACACAACAUCAUCCGCAUGUUCUUCUUCCACAUUCAGCUCAUCUACAACUCCCUGAACCUCAUGUUCACCUGGCUCUCUCUCGCGUCUUAUUACCUCACUACUUCCGUCAUUAUGGACCUUGUCGGUAACCCCAAUGUUAUUACCGGAUACCACGGUUGGCCAUUCGGUGACAAGGCCACUCCUGUCGUCAACUCCAUUCUCAAGUACCUCUACCUCGCCUUUGUCAUCCUGCAGUUUAUCCUUGCUCUGGGUAACAGACCUAAGGGUUCCAAGUUCACAUACAUCGCCUCAUUCGGUCUUUUCUCUCUCAUCCAGGGUUACAUCUUGGUUCUCUCCGCCUACCUUGUCGUUCGCGCACUGAACACUAACCUCGGAGACCAAAUCUCGUUUGCUUCUGGUGAGGCUUUCGUCAACAGUUUCUUUGGUGACAGCAGUGCUGCAGGUGUUAUCAUUGUGGCCCUCAUUACCAUUUACGGUCUGAACUUCAUCGCCUCCUUCAUGUACCUCGACCCUUGGCACAUGUUCCACUCCUUCCCUCAGUAUCUCUUCCUCAUGGCUACCUACAUCAACAUUCUCAUGGUCUACGCCUUCAACAACUGGCACGAUGUUUCUUGGGGUACCAAGGGAUCUGACAAGGCCGAGGCUCUCCCCUCCGCCCACGUCACCAAGGGUGAGAAGAACGAGGUCGUGGUUGAAGAAAUCGUACAGGAGCAGGAGGAUAUCGAUAGUCAAUUCGAGCAGACUGUCCGACGAGCCCUGGCUCCCUUCAAGGAGGAGGAGGAGAUCGAGAAGGCGGAUGUUGAGGAUUCCUACAAGUCCUUCCGAACUGGUCUCGUCGUCACGUGGCUGUUCUCCAACAUUUUCCUCACGAUUGUCAUUACAAGCGACACCUUCGACAAUUUCCACAUCGGAGACUCUGCCACUGUGCGAACAGCCAACUACUUCAAGUUUCUGCUCUACGCCACAGCCGUGCUGUCUCUCGUCCGAUUCUUCGGCUUCCUUUGGUUCUUGGGUAAGACCGGUCUCAUGUGCUGCUUCGCCAGACGAUAAGCACCUCACACUCCGCGCUUUUGGGAAUCGGUGGAUAUGUAGGGUAUGACGGGUGUCAGUAGAUAAAUUGGCUCGUUAUGGUAUACCUGAGUUUUGUAACGUCUUUCUUCUUCUUGUUUUGAGUAUUAAUGGAUGGCAAAUCAAAAAGAGUAUUGUGUAUUUGAGGCGUCUUCCAAUGGAUUUGGACACGACAAGUAUCUAGUCUAAUUUGGCAUCUAUCGGGGAUUAUGAAAAACUUGACUCAUGAGAUUUUAUAUUAA
Ilyonectria robusta is the source of this 3357-nucleotide messenger RNA. Its product is annotated as chitin synthase-domain-containing protein. The coding region runs from base 389 to 3097 and encodes 902 amino acids. Lineage: Eukaryota; Fungi; Ascomycota; Sordariomycetes; Hypocreales; Nectriaceae. Gene Ontology annotation, molecular function: chitin synthase activity. The transcript has 3 exons. The record is from RefSeq and is a predicted model, not a curated record. Gene Ontology annotation, cellular component: cell periphery; cell septum.